This is a messenger RNA of Daldinia vernicosa, 1167 nucleotides long. Its product is annotated as MADS box protein. Gene Ontology annotation, molecular function: protein dimerization activity; DNA-binding transcription factor activity, RNA polymerase II-specific; RNA polymerase II cis-regulatory region sequence-specific DNA binding. Gene Ontology annotation, biological process: positive regulation of transcription by RNA polymerase II. The transcript is spliced from 3 exons. Lineage: Eukaryota; Fungi; Ascomycota; Sordariomycetes; Xylariales; Hypoxylaceae. The record is from RefSeq and is a predicted model, not a curated record. The coding region runs from base 370 to 1032 and encodes 220 amino acids.
AACAACCAACCCGAGGCCAAACAAAGCCGCACGGCCAAUCUUUUACUUUUUUUUUUUUACCCUAUUUUCCCUUUUGACACAUUUUUUUUAAUUCUUUUUUUUCCCUAAGCAGGAAGUAGUAAUUAAUAAUUUCUACGCUUGUUCUUCGGCCCUCAUCUUCCACCUUUAAUCCGCCCGGUGGCCGCGCACCAGACUCGAUACAGCAGGCGCCCCAACCAGGUUUCUGCGACAGAAUUACAGCCUACUACAACCCAGAGCCUCUCCGCUCAACGCCAGAUCAAGUAUAGGUCGUCGGCACCACGACCAAAACAGUAUCUCCACCAUUUUUGCCUUUUUCGUUCGUGAUACAAUCGUCGUACCUCAAUAAAAAUGGCCGACAUCACAGACCAACACGAUCAAACUUCUCCCACCGAACUCGACGAUUCCCACGUCGGCAAUGGCAAUGCCGGUCCUGCAGAAAACCGUGGCAUCAAGCGCCAACGCGCUAGCAUCGCGGACGACGAUGAUGAUGAUGACGAGAAGGGAAGUCGCGAGCGUCGCAAAAUAGAGAUCAAGUUCAUCAGCGACAAAUCGCGUCGUCACAUCACAUUUUCCAAGCGCAAGGCUGGAAUAAUGAAGAAGGCAUAUGAGUUGUCCGUUCUGACAGGCACUCAAGUCCUGUUGCUUGUCGUGUCGGAGACUGGGCUUGUGUACACAUUUACCACCCCUAAGCUCCAACCGCUAGUAACCAAGGCGGAGGGAAAGAAUCUCAUCCAGGCUUGUUUGAACGCGCCUGAGCCUACCCAAGGCAACGAGAACGGCGUUGACGAUUCCAACCAAGUCGAAUCGCCUGAGGAACCGCCCAAUUCUCACCUACCCCCUCAGACGAGCCGACCCGGAAUGCCUUCCCAUAUGCCUCCGAACUACGUACCUAACGUACCUAUGGACCCUCAACAAGCCAUGGCGUACCAAAGCUACAUGCAGCAUCAGCAGCGCGGGCAAUUUGGAUUGGCACAGUCCGGUAUGCCACAGCACACCUCACAUCAAUCGUGACGGUCGCCAUGGCGGCGAUAGCAUUGCCUUGCACCUGAUACCCCGAAUUUAAUGCAUUCACGAGGUUCUUUUUUUAUUCGAGGCAUUCUGAACACCUAUAAUUGCAAGGCUUCGGUGGUCCGGCGUUGUUGGGUC